Besnoitia besnoiti is the source of this 1347-nucleotide messenger RNA. RefSeq names its product SAG-related sequence. The coding region runs from base 1 to 1347 and encodes 448 amino acids. Lineage: Eukaryota; Apicomplexa; Conoidasida; Eucoccidiorida; Sarcocystidae. The record is from RefSeq and is a predicted model, not a curated record. The transcript is spliced from 3 exons. Gene Ontology annotation, cellular component: membrane.
AUGGUGAGAAGCAUUCGAAUGGAACAGCGGCGCGGAAGCCUGACGGCCAAGGCCCGCAAGAUCCUGGCUAUGUGCGUGGGAGGAAUGCUUUUGCUCACCAGUGAACAAGGCAGGGCACAGCAGCAGCAGGAUGGACCUUUGAGGGGGGCACCAGAGAAGGUUGAGUCUCCAAAGAUUGAGGCAAACACUGCUGCAUGCAAACUAAGCGUCGGCAAAGCAAUGAGCGCCUCAGACCCGGCUCCAGACCCCACUCACCUGACGCUCUCCGUAGACCAGCUCGCAGCUACUCUGGUGUGCGAAGGCGAAGGAGUUGCUGCCGUCCCAAAUGGGCUUAAGAAUGUCUGUCAGGAAAAUAAAGCCAAAGAAGUGCAGCAGGAUGGCGACGAGUGCACCAUCGGAGAAAGCAAAGGCGCACCAGUACAGCUGGCAACAUUUCUCGCGGCGGAGAGUAAAGCAGAAUGGGUGGAAUCCCAAACCGCAGAAAGAACAACGAAAAAGGCAUGGAAGCUGAGCCUUCAGAAGCACGACCUUCCUCUGCUCGAUCAGAGCUUCUACGUUGGGUGUAAAAGCUCUGCUAGCAGCGGCACACACUCGGCCUGCAAAGUACCUGUGCAGGUCUUAGCGAGACAUUCAUCCACUGAAGACAACGUUGUCACCUGCGCCUACGGGGCUAACAGCAAUGAUGCCGUUAUGCCGGUGGAGAUAACACAAGACCAUAACACGCUGACAGUGGUGUGCGGCAAGGAAGGCUCUAUCGAACCCACCGACUACGCAACCAAGUACUGCGAGGACGAAGGUCUGAAGGGCUGCAUCAAAACCUACAUCGAGAUUCUCCCGAACUUCGAUGAAGAGUGGUGGACGAAAGUAGAGGGGAAGGACAAUUCAGCAAAAUUGACAAUCCCUUCUACUGACUUUCCAUCUCAGGACAAGUCGUUUUAUAUUGGCUGUACUCGCACUGAAACCAAGGGUGGGGAGUCUUUGCAGACGCCAGCAGGCAAGGCAACAGGUGACGCGUCAGGCGCUGCUCCGGCGACGUGCAAGGUAUUGGUGACUGUCAAGGCAGCAGGGUCGCCUCUGUUGGCUGGCUCAGGUGGCGCAGUGGCACCUGCAGCUUUUGGUGCUGCCUUGUUGACCGGACUUGUUGCUGGCAGUCUAGCAACGCACGAAACUAGGGCCCGUUCCGGAAAACCACAUCCGGUCCUCGCUUCCCCAUUUACGGGGUUGAAGCUGAUGCAUAUCUCCCCUGAUGCACUGAACUGCAUGCUGCACCAAGUGUUGGCACGCGAAACGACAGGCGUGCGCGAGGGUGGCGCCGCCAUGGGCAUCUCCAAAUUGUCGCGGCACUAG